UUUUUCUUCUGCUUGUCCUCGAAUUAGGGUUUCGGCGGAGCGCAGGAAGGGAACCUUCGUCAAACGACAAUGGCGGACGAUGACUACAAUGAAGUAGAUAUGGGUUAUGAGGAUGAGCCGCCGGAGCCAGAGAUUGAGGAAGGAGCCGAGGAAGAUGUUGAGAAUAAUAAUAAUGAAGACAUUCCUGAUCAUGUUGGGCCUGAAGGUGAAGAAAAAGAGGAACAAGAACAGGUUCAACGCCCUCGGAAGACUUCAAAAUAUAUGACUAAGUACGAGCGUGCGAGAAUCUUGGGUACACGUGCCCUGCAGAUCAGCAUGAAUGCACCUGUGAUGGUUGAGUUGGAAGGUGAGACUGAUCCACUUGAGAUAGCAAUGAAGGAGCUCCGAGAGCGCAAGAUACCAUUUACCAUCCGUCGUUACUUGCCUGAUGGAAGCUAUGAAGAUUGGGGAGUUGAUGAGCUAAUUGUGGAGGACUCCUGGAAGAGGCAAGUUGGAGGUGACUGAUCGGUCAAUAUGUGUGUCACAUCUAGGUUGGAGGUUCUCGUAACAUUUUGAUUAGAUUUAGUAAUGUAUAAAAGGUCUGUACAUUUGAUGGUCUGUAGAUUCAGUCAUUCAGUGGUUAAACAUGGAUGCCAUUGUUUGACGAAUGAAUGGUAAUGGGUGUCAAUUCCUACAAAAUAGCAUGCGCCACUUGAUUGUGAAAUAGGCUAGGGAUUGUUUUGGGGGAAUGGAGAACGAUAUCCAAAAAUACUUCCAUCUUAAACUCGUUGAGCUUGAAUGUUUGAAAAUAGUCGACAGUGACCUAGUGGAAAAAAUGUCUUGAAAUGUUUUAUUCAGUUCGUGUGUGAUACAGCGAGGAUUAUUGUUCAGGUUAUAAA
Messenger RNA from Telopea speciosissima, 878 nucleotides. RefSeq names its product DNA-directed RNA polymerases II, IV and V subunit 6A-like. Gene Ontology annotation, molecular function: DNA binding; DNA-directed RNA polymerase activity. The transcript is spliced from 6 exons. Bases 70 to 504 code for a protein of 144 amino acids. Gene Ontology annotation, biological process: DNA-templated transcription. Lineage: Eukaryota; Viridiplantae; Streptophyta; Magnoliopsida; Proteales; Proteaceae. Gene Ontology annotation, cellular component: RNA polymerase III complex; RNA polymerase II, core complex; nucleus. The record is from RefSeq and is a predicted model, not a curated record.